Molecule: messenger RNA, 2043 nt
Organism: Letharia columbiana
Lineage: Eukaryota; Fungi; Ascomycota; Lecanoromycetes; Lecanorales; Parmeliaceae
Exons: 5
Coding region: 1-2043 (680 amino acids)
Biological process (GO): negative regulation of toll-like receptor 9 signaling pathway; apoptotic process
Source: RefSeq, a predicted model, not a curated record
AUGCCGGGUCAGAUAGGGUCGGAGACGAGCGCUUCGGAUGCAACGCGCUUUCAUGCAUCUGAUACAACCAACGCUCAUGACGAAGGGCAGACUUCACCAAGCGACGAUGGAAGCAUAGAAAAGAUGCCAGGUCCGUCAAAGAGGAAACGCCUCUCCGGCCUCUCUCGGCGGACCAGGGCAAAGACAAGAAAUCUUUUCAAAAUGGACGGUGCCGCGGAGGACGACCGGUCUGAGAAUGAGGGAGAAGGGCCUCUAGACGAUAUGAAACGCGAUCCUGCUUUCAAUAGCAGCCAAUUAAUCAAGAAAAAGCGAUUUCGCCCGGGGAAGACCGCCGACAAAACGCUCGGGGCAAUUCAGUCGAUCGGCAACGCCGUUGUUCACCCUAUAAAGUCUGCCAAAAGCACGGCUACCAGGACCACUGCUGGUCAAUUAUCGAAAGCCGAGCGUCCUUUCCUCUCUCAGAAAGCCGACAUGGAGUUUCUUCAGGCCCACGACAAUCUCAAGCGCGCAGAGUCCACAAGCUCAUCGAAGCAGGGCACGUCUGAUGAGGAGCGAGAGUCCCUGAUUGGUGGUCAUCGAGACAAGAUUCGAGAAAUGGAAGAGCAGCGUGAGGGUCUACGUGCGGCGUGGACGACUAGUCGCCAUGUCAGAAGGGUGAGAGUAGUCCCAAAAAGGCAUAUCAACUUUCCACACAACGAGUAUUUUGUGGAAAGGGACGAGCGUGGAGAAUUCGUACGCUACGACUGGCUGAAAUGGCUAGGAUAUAAUCUCAUCUACUACACCCAAGACUUCAGCGCUCAAUACAUUGACGAUUUUGAAGAGCUUCCCUUUGACAUCGAUAGCUCAAGACAUUAUGUUGAACGAUUGAUAAUGGCCAGUGCACCUUGGCAAUCAUGGGCUAUGAAGGUUCGUGCAGUCUAUCGAUGGGAGCACCCUCGAACUACUGGCGAGUGGUUUGCUCUUUAUGUAUUUCUCUGGUACACCCAACAUAUAAUGGGCUUCCUAUAUUCUUACAUCAUCUACAUUGUGGUCAUGAAUCGUUACUAUCCUACCACGGUCGAGUCUCUUCGAAAAUCUCAGCGAAGAGCUUUCGAUAGCAGCGUCAGCGCCAACAUGUUCAGCGAAUUGAUUGAUAAGCACGGACGUAAUGAUUGGCUCGAUCCAGUCAUGGAUAGCUUGGGACCUUAUGUUCAGCUUCAACUUGGUGACAUGGCCAAUAUGCUUGAAGUCUUUUCCAACUUUUAUCAUUGGAAACACCCUAAAAAGACUGUCGCCUCCCUCUAUUUCUUUGCAUCAUGUCUCCUGGUAUCAGUUCUCACCGACAUGGAAUUCUGUAUGCAGAUCGUCUGGUUCAUUGUUGGGGGAGCUUUCUUUCUCUGUUGGCCGGUGUCGUCCCACUACCCGAAGUACCGAUAUCUGGUUUCCCCAUUUAAAUGGGUGCUUUGGGAUAUCCCGACGAACGCAGAAUGGUCAUUCAUCUACUUGAGACGCAAAGCACAGAUCACCCGUGAGCGAAUCAUAGAAAAGAAGGUCGAAGAAGGCCACUUCCGGGAGCUCGCCAGUGCUGCAGUAAACGAGUAUACGGGACGCAUGACAAAUGUGCCUAAAAUUAAGGUAGGGGGCAGUGGUUCGGAAGACGAAAACAGUGACGACGAUGACGAUGAAGGCUGGUAUAGCGCGUGCUCAACGACCAGCGUCUUGGAUGCUUCUGACAUUCGAUCCUUCCGAUGUCAGUCACAUAAAGUCAUUGGGCGACUGAUUAUACAUUCGAAAGGGAUUCGCUUUGUUAGAAGUCUACCGAAGAAGGAGUUGUGGAGACGGGAUUACCUCGACCUGGCGGAGAUGAGAAAGGUGGAAGGGUCAGCAAUGUCAAAGCUGGCUUCAUUAUCGCCCGAUGAGCUUGAGAUUAAAUGUAUCGACGGAAGCAAGAUGCACUUUGAGGGAAUGAAGGAAAGAGAUGAGGCAUUCAAUACCGUGAUUGCUUAUUCGGGGAUGCAAUGGCAGAGCCUGCAAAUUCUAAGCAAUACCAAAGCUCAAUCCUGA